CAUCACUGAAGUGGAUGUGGCUGCCGCCAUUCGCUGAUGCGCGGGGUUCCGAGAUUCAUUCCUUUCCUUGCCUGACUCUUGGCAUGUUGUUUUAAAACCGUUGGGACUGCACCGCCUUCGUUCAUUUUUCGAAGUCAAUGCCAGUGCACGAACCCAAAAUGCAGACGGAGGAGCGUCUGCCGUUGAAGAACCAGUCUGAACUCGAGGCUCUCAUUCCUGUGAUCAAUAAGCUUCAGGAUGUCUUCAAUACAGUGGGUGCAGAUGCGAUCCAGUUACCUCAAAUCGUCGUAAUUGGAACUCAGAGCUCUGGGAAAAGCUCGGUCCUGGAGAGCAUAGUUGGAUGUUCCUUUCUGCCAAGAGGUGUUGGGAUUGUGACUCGGCGACCUCUCGUCCUUCAACUCACUCAUGUUCAGAAGGACGGUUCAGAGCAUCGAUCCCUUGAAGAUGGUACCAUGCACAUGGAAGAAUGGGCCAAAUUCUUGCACACCAAGAAGAUAUUCACAUCCUACCAGGAAAUUCUGGAAGAGAUAGAACGAGAGACAGAAAAGGUGGCAGGAACAAACAAGGGGAUCAGUGAAGAGCCCAUCAGUCUCAAGAUCUUUUCUCCUCGAGUCAUUAACCUCACUGUUGUUGAUCUCCCUGGUAUUACUAAGGUCCCUGUUGGUGACCAACCUGAGGAUAUCGAAGUGAAGAUAGCAAAGUUGGUUCGACACUAUAUCAGGAACCCAAAUUCCCUGAUCUUAGCGGUAACUCCAGCCAACAUAGACAUAGCUACAAGUGAAAGUCUGAAAUUGGCCAAGGAGGUUGAUCCAGAAGGACGACGAACACUUGCUGUCAUCACCAAGCUGGACAUAAUGGAUGCUGGAACGGAUGCCUUGGACAUCCUUUGUGGUCGAGUGAUCCCAGUGAAACUUGGAAUCAUUGGAGUUGUCAAUCGAUCUCAGCAAGAUAUCAACAACAAGAAAGGUAUUGAGCAGCAGUUGAAAGAUGAAGCAGCAUUCCUCCAGAGGAAAUACCCCUCACUUGCUGCCCGUAAUGGCACUGCUUACCUGACCAAGACUCUCAACCGUCUUCUCAUGUAUCACAUCAAAGACUGUCUCCCUGAGCUUAAGACUCGUGUGAACGUCAUGUCAGCACAAUUCCAAACACUCCUGGCAUCAUUUGGAGAGGAUGUAUCUGAUAAGCCAACUACUCUUCUCCAGAUCAUCACCAAAUUUGCAGCUGCUUAUUGCAAUACCAUUGAUGGGACUUCUAGACACAUUGAGACAAAUGAACUUUGUGGUGGUGCAAGAAUCUGCUAUAUAUUCCAUGAGACAUUUGGAAGGACACUGAGCUCCAUUCAUCCAUUAACUGGUCUGACAAGUAUGGAUAUACUCACUGCAAUCCGCAAUGCCAUGGGCACUCGGCCUCCCCUCUUUGUCCCGGAAGUGUCAUUUGAGUUGCUUGUGAAGCGUCAGAUACGUCGACUGGAAGAACCAUCUCUGCGUUGUGUUGAACUUGUCCACGAGGAGAUGCAACGCAUGGUCCAACACUGUGGCACUGAAGUCCAGACAGACCUCCUUCGCUUCCCCAAACUCCAUGAACGUAUUGUCGAUGUCAUGACUCACCUGCUUCGUCGCAGACUCCCACCAACCAAUGAGAUGGUUGAGAACCUUGUUAGCAUUGAGUUGGCAUACAUCAAUACCAAGCAUCCUGACUUCCAUGAGGAUGCUGCUCUUGUGAGUUCCCUUGGAAAAUCAGCUGAAGAGGAAUUCCAAAAGAGGCUCGCUGCUGCCAGUCUCACAGCUGACAAGGACCACCCAAGGAAUCACAAAAUGAGCCAUGCCAGUAGUGAAGAAAGCAUUGAGAGUUCACAGAGCGAACGUGUACUGUCAGAUGGACAAGUGGGGAAUCCAGGAAACCGUGAGGCUGGAGGAGGAUGGCUGUCAGGGCUCAUCCCAGGUUCGAAGGGAAAUGAAGCAUCCAGCAAGGUGCAGAGAGAAGCUGAGGUCCGAAAAGACACCAGCAGCAAGAGGGAAGCAACAGUAAACCUCCUUCCUGACAUGCCCUCUUCAAUGCGAAAGCUUUCCGAGAAGGAAAACAGGGACUGUCGCGUUAUUGAGAGGCUGAUCAAAGCAUACUUCUACAUUGUGAGGAAAAGCAUUCAAGAUGCUGUUCCAAAAGCCAUCAUGCACUUCCUCGUCAACUACGUGAAGGACAAUCUCCAAUCGGAGUUAGUCUCUCAUCUUUAUAAAGCAGAACACAUUGAAGAGCUCCUGCAGGAGUCUGAACUCAUUGCACAGCGACGCAAAGAAGCUGCAGAAAUGCUCAAGGCUCUAAAUGAGGCAUCUCAGGUGAUUGGGGAGAUACGGGAGACACACAUGUGGUAGAAGUGAUUUUCUAGCGGACUGCUUGAGCUUCAGUUUGUAUCCCAAGAUUCUGUUCUGGGUUAGCUGCCAUGGACCAUCCAAAAUUAUUCAUAAUGCUAGUCACCUUAUUUGCCCAUUUCUAAAUUUGGCAUCUGGAU
Molecule: messenger RNA, 2506 nt
Organism: Darwinula stevensoni
Lineage: Eukaryota; Metazoa; Arthropoda; Ostracoda; Podocopida; Darwinulidae
Source: the annotation of a GenBank genome assembly